Molecule: messenger RNA, 555 nt
Organism: Eimeria mitis
Lineage: Eukaryota; Apicomplexa; Conoidasida; Eucoccidiorida; Eimeriidae
Exons: 4
Coding region: 1-555 (184 amino acids)
Source: RefSeq, a predicted model, not a curated record
AUGCUCUCUCCAUUCCUAUUGCUGCUCCACCAGCAACAGCAACAGCAACAGCAAGCUCCCCAUACACACGAACAGCGGCACCACCAACUGCAACUGCAGCAGCAGCAGCAGCAGCAGCAGCAACAGCAGCAGCAGCAGCAGCAGCAGCAGCAGAGUGCUGCGAUGGCAUUCAAACGCGCUUCCGAAACCAAAUCCCUCACCCAUGCUCUCUCCAUUCCUAUUGCUGCUCCACCAGCAACAGCAACAGCAACAGCAGCAGCAGCAGCAGCAGCAGCAGCAGCAGCAACAGCAGCAGCACCAACAGCUACUGCAACACAAACACCCAACUCUACGCUGUCCUCUAAUGCGAUCCCCCAACAGCCACAGCCCCCACCCUCUGCAGCAGCAGCAGCAGCAGCACCCUCAACAGCAGCAACAGCAGCAGAGAAAAAACAAACAAAAAAAACAAAACAACAGCAAGCAACAACUCCUAUAAACACAACACAACCAACAGCAGACAGCAGCAGCACCAACAGCUACUGCAACACAAACACCCAACUCUACGCUGUCCUCUAA